AUGACUGAAGAAGAACAUGGGAGAGUAGGCCGCAAGUUUUGGAAAACAUGUCUUCAUGUCUUUGAUGAAGCUUCUACUCCGAGGCUUCCUGUUCCUUGGAAGGAACUUCUCUUCUUUGAUGAGGCUUCUUCUCUCAAGCUUCUGUUCCCUGAGGGAACCUUCUCUUCUCCACUCUUCAUUUCUGAAGCACCAGUUCCUUCAAAGGAACUCUUCUUUAUGGAUAGCUCUGCUUUUAGCCUUCUUGUUCCUCAUGGUAUUUUUUCCGGUUUGCUAGGGGCACGUCCUGCAGGUAACCCUAUUGAGCAUAAUCAUACUCUGGCUAAAUUGGAGUCUCCUCUUAUUUCUGAUCCUGAAAUAUAUCGUCGUCUUGUGGGUCGUUUGAUCUAUUUAUCUUUCACGAGACCUUAUUUGGCUUAUGCGGUUCAUAUCUUGUCUCAAUUUAUGCAACAACCGCGUCAGGAUCAUUGGGAGGCCGCUCUUCGUACGGUGCGUUACUUGAAAGGAUGUCCGGGUCAGGGAAUCCUUUUGAGCUCUGAUUGUGAUCUACAUAUUACAGGUUGGUGUGACUCGGAUUGGGAUAGUUGUCCUUUGACGAGACGUUCUAUCUCUGGUUGGUUGGUGUUCCUUGGUGCUUCCCCUAUAUCUUGGAAGACUAAGAAACAAGACAUUGUGGCUAAGUCUUCUGAGGCCGAAUUUUGUUCAAUGUCUAAAACCACGGAUGAGUUGAAGUGGUUGAAAGCUCUACUUCUGAGUCUGGGAGUCGCACAUCCCCGCGCAAUGAGUUUGUUUUGUGAUAGUCAAUCUGCGUUAUAUAUUGCGCGGAAUCCGGUCUUUCAUGAGCGUACUAAACACAUUGAGGUUGAUUGCUAUUAUGUCCGCGAUGCGAUUUAG
Messenger RNA from Chenopodium quinoa (quinoa), 891 nucleotides. RefSeq lists its product as uncharacterized. The transcript has 3 exons. Bases 1 to 891 code for a protein of 296 amino acids. The record is from RefSeq and is a predicted model, not a curated record. Lineage: Eukaryota; Viridiplantae; Streptophyta; Magnoliopsida; Caryophyllales; Amaranthaceae.